Impatiens glandulifera is the source of this 782-nucleotide messenger RNA. RefSeq lists its product as uncharacterized. The transcript has 2 exons. Bases 116 to 580 code for a protein of 154 amino acids. The record is from RefSeq and is a predicted model, not a curated record. NCBI's taxonomy places the organism in Eukaryota, Viridiplantae, Streptophyta, Magnoliopsida, Ericales, Balsaminaceae.
GUAUACAAAAUUUUGGCUUAGAAAAGUCUUCUUCUUCUUCCUCUUAGUUGAAGCCGCCUGCAGUCCAAAGCGUUCAUCUUGCCGCCGAUCCCAAUCCGCCGGUUCUCUUCAGGCAAUGUCUUCGUCUCCUCAGCUUUCGGAUGCCCCAGAAGUGAAAUCGAGCCAACAAGAUGGCAAGACCCCGGAUUCGGAGGAACCCAAAAUCGUUGAAGAUAAAGGUGAGAUCAAUGCAGGUGAUUCUGUAAACGAGAAGGAGGAGGCUGGGGAAGAAGAGGAGGAAGAGGAAGGAGAAUGUGGGUUUUGCCUGUUUAUGAAAGGAGGUGGUUGCAAGGAGAGCUUCAUUGGGUGGGAGAAUUGCAUAGAAGAGGCUGAGAAGAAGAAUGAAGAUAUAGUCGAGAAAUGUUUUGAGGUCACAACAGCUCUAAAGAAAUGUAUGGAAGCUCAUAGUGAUUAUUAUGAGCCUAUUCUCCAUGCUGAGAAGAGGGCAGAAGAGGAAGCUGUCAAUGAAUUACAAAGAGAGAAACAAGCCAAGACUUCUUCUGAAGAAGAUCAACAGGUUGAUUCGAAAAACCCAGAAUAACUAUACAAUCAAGAUGUUAGUUUUGCCCAUUUUUCCUGGUUCUGGAGAAUACUGAGCAAGUUUUGUUACAGAGAUUAAUUAUAUACUUCCAAAGGUAAUUGAAGUAAUUGAGAUGUUAUGUCAUUAUUGACCAAUAAGAAUAUUGGAUUGAUCACAUUUUCACAUUCAAAAUUGUUAUGGGAAUGGAGUCCUAUUUGGUUCA